This is a messenger RNA of Ornithodoros turicata, 394 nucleotides long. RefSeq lists its product as uncharacterized. Lineage: Eukaryota; Metazoa; Arthropoda; Arachnida; Ixodida; Argasidae. The record is from RefSeq and is a predicted model, not a curated record. The coding region runs from base 59 to 394 and encodes 111 amino acids. The transcript has 2 exons.
UCAAGCUACUCAUGUACUGAUCGUUGCUCUUGUAGCCUGCGGCGUUGUAGGAGUCGCCAUGGCUGGCGGGUUCUUUGGCGGCCACGGCGGUUGGUACGGUGGAGGACACGGCGGCGGCCACGGCGGUGGCGUCGUUGUGGUGAAAGGUGGCUUCGGCGGCCAUGGUGGCGGCUUCGGUGGACACGGAUUCGGCGUGCAGGCUCUUCAAGGUCCCACAUUCCUUGUCAAGACUGUUCACCAUGUUCACAAGCUCCACGGAGGUGGCGGCUACCUUGGCGGCUACGGUGGUGGCCACGGUGGUGGCUUCGGCGGUGGCUUCGGCGGCGGCUUCGGCGGUGGUCACGGCAAGGUCGUUCUUCUCGGUGGCCACGGACACGGAUGGCACGGUCGCUAA